AUGUCCAGCGAAGCCCACUACAUUGACGUCGCGACGCCCAAGGCCGGCGCCGACAUCCUUGUCGACGUGCCCAAGAUCACACUCGAAUGGAAAAAUGUCUCCAAGGUCGUCAAGAUCAAAAACACAGCCACGAAGCAAGUCGAAGACAAGGUCAUCCUCAACGACCUCAGUGGCAUCGCGGUGCCUGGCGAGCUGGUCGUCAUGAUGGGCCCGUCCGGCGCCGGCAAGUCGUCGCUCCUCGACGUCAUCUCGGGCCGGCAGAAGGACUACACGGGGUCGGUUCUGGCCAACGGCCAAAAGUGGACCAAGCAAAUGAACAAGUACGCGUCGUACGUCAUGCAGGACGAUGUGUUCUACGAGACGCUGACU
Saprolegnia parasitica CBS 223.65 is the source of this 369-nucleotide messenger RNA. RefSeq lists its product as hypothetical. Lineage: Eukaryota; Oomycota; Saprolegniomycetes; Saprolegniales; Saprolegniaceae. The annotation marks the transcript as partial. The record is from RefSeq and is a predicted model, not a curated record. Gene Ontology annotation, molecular function: ATP hydrolysis activity; ATP binding. The transcript has a single exon.